AUGGCUCUCGAGCUUUACAUCCCGCCUUGCAUUAGCAGUUCUGCUCACCCUCUCCAUCCCCCACCACUGGAGCAGCCCCUGAGAAUCCAGAUCGAAGGUCCACUAGCAUCCAUCCAAAAACUCCUUCCAGAGGUAUCAUGGCAUACUGAUACCGCAUCCCUAGUGUUUCCGCAGCCGGCCGGCCCGGGGCUUGCAAGAUUGGCGUAUCAGAAAAUAUAUGGGCAGGAAGUUCGUCUAGAGGUCGCUGGUGAUAUGGUUGUGCGGGAUGAGCACAUUGACUACUAUGGCGUCACAUUCGACCACCUCGUCCCUGCCGACGAUCCCGAUCCAAAGGUAUUACAGAUCAAUAUUAUCGAGAUAGAUAACGAUGGGGGAGCAUAUACAAACGAGUACUUACCAUUUGCAGUAGAUCCGGCGGAAUAUAUAGGGAAGAAGGUACUAGCCGUGCCAAGAUACUGUUAG
Molecule: messenger RNA, 462 nt
Organism: Hyaloscypha bicolor E
Lineage: Eukaryota; Fungi; Ascomycota; Leotiomycetes; Helotiales; Hyaloscyphaceae
Exons: 2
Coding region: 1-462 (153 amino acids)
Source: RefSeq, a predicted model, not a curated record